This is a messenger RNA of Clonostachys rhizophaga, 1089 nucleotides long. Lineage: Eukaryota; Fungi; Ascomycota; Sordariomycetes; Hypocreales; Bionectriaceae. The record is from the annotation of a GenBank genome assembly.
AUGACAAGCCUAAGCCAAGAUGCCCGUGAGAAUUUCGCGGUCUGCGUGGCCAUGAUUAUCCUCUGCGCAAUCACAAUUAUUUUAAGGCUCUUGCUACGAAUGAGUCUCGGCCAGAAGCUGUUCCAAUCAGAUUGGCUCUGCAUCGCAUGUUACGUGGUUUUCGUGGGAUACUGCGCGCUGUUGAUUAACCAUAUCUUCCGUGUAUCUAAGUUGAAAGCAUUCGGGACAAUGUUCCUUGGGUCGCCUGAAAUUCCGCUGGAAGAAUCCCUCGACUUCUUGAAGAUGGCUUGGAUUGCCGAGGUGCUCUUCACGACCAGCAUCACAUUGGUAAAGCUCAGCAUCCUGGCGUUUUACUGGACCCUGUUUGGUGUCAACGACCUACAGAAGAAAUUGAUUAUCGGUACGACGGCUUUGAGCGUCGCCUGGUUCAUCGCUUUCAUCCUGCUCAUCGUCUUCCAAUGCAAGCCGAUCGAUGCGCUCUGGACACGGCCUAUGGAAACCGAGCUUUGCAUUUCCUCGCCCGUCGUUCUUCUCGCCGUCGAAAUCACCAACCUGGUCAUCGACGUCAUUAUACUCUGCAUUCCGGCAUUUGUCGUCGGUUCCCUUAGACUGAAUAAGGUCAAGAAGUGGUCUGUUCUGGGAAUGUUUCUACUCGGCGCUGGCGUCUGUGUGUUUAGCAUUGUGAGAUUGACCGUCAUUUGGCAACCACCCGAUGUCCUGCUAAACUUCAACGCCGCCAAGACCCUCUUAUGGUCUACGAUCCAACUCGGAACAGCUAUCAUCUGCGCAUGCCUUCCAACGCUAGGUCCGCUAUUCUCAGGAAGUGCCAACCUCAGCUCCGGAAGCAGGUCGUGGUACGGGUCCAUGAGAAACAGGAAUAAUGCCUCCAACGGGUACAAAAUGUCAGAUCACCAAAGCGCAAAUCACGGACGUCCGUGGGUUGACAAUACGACAGAGGAACGGUAUCAUAGCUCUGCAGCAGGUUGGGCGACACACGAAAACGAUACCAGCGGCGAUUCUGACCACGUUCCUCUUGACCCACUGCCAGCGAAGCAGAUUCGAGUGCAGAGAGAUAUUCAUGUCCGUUAG